Molecule: messenger RNA, 1332 nt
Organism: Paramecium pentaurelia
Lineage: Eukaryota; Ciliophora; Oligohymenophorea; Peniculida; Parameciidae
Source: the annotation of a GenBank genome assembly
AUGAAAAACAAAAAUAAAUUAUCUGAAGAGAGUUCCGUAUUUAGAAAUGUUCCAACUGCUACUUAAGAAUAGAAUACAAGAAGAAAUAGUUAUUCUGUUUCCUCUAAUAACACUGUAAUCUAAUAAAUUUUCCAUUUCUACACUAAAUAAUCAUACUCUAUAGGUGUAAAUGCAACAUUCGAUAGAUAAUAUUAAGAGAGUAAUUAAUUAAAUUUAGCUAAAUUCUUUCAUUUUUGCAGAGAUUUUAACAUUAAAUACCUUAAUAAAUAAGAACUCUAAGAUCUUUUUAAGAAAUGUGCAACUAAUGGAUAAAACAUCAAUUUAUAAUAGUUUGAAUAAUUAUUUAGUUUGUUAGCAUUAUAUCGAGGAAUUGAUUUGUGUGAAUUUUAUUAAGAACUUGGUUUUGAUGUAUGGUUAAAAAAUUAAAAGAAAAUGAAAUUGCUAGGUAAACCAUUUUACAUGAAAGAUGACAGAUAAAGAUUUACUAAAGAUGAACUUCAUUAUUAAUUUAAACUAUUCCAUCCUGAUAUUAAAGAUGAAAAUCUCAUUAAAGAAAUAUUAAGACAAAGAAAAUUGAAAUCAGAAAAUAAUAAAAAUAAUGAAAGACAGAGAAAAAAUAAACAAAAGUUGCAAUUUGAACUAAAGUUUACUAGCGGGACUGAAUUGAUUGAAAAAUAUCCUGAAAAAAUUCAAUUAAUAUAAUAGCUUUAAAGGAGAAAGGUAACAUAACACGUUAGUAACUUUAAACCUUUAACUAAGCUUGCAUAUAGUCUAAAUACACCAUAAGAAUAAAAUUAAUAAAAGAAAAUUCCUAUUGUCACAUGGGAUGCCCUUAAUGCUAUUGUACCUAAUGAUGAUUUAAUAUUAAGUUUGAUUGGUCCAUAUAAAGAAGAAGAUUAAUAUUUAAAAUAACUUGAAAUAGUAAAUAAUUAAUCAAAUAAUUAAUACUCUACAUUCAUUUAGAAUAAUAGUAACCUUUCACAAAAUAUAAGAUCGAUGUCUGAUUCUAAUCCAAAUUAUAAUAGAGAUAAUAAUUAAAUUAAAUCAGAAAGAUAACAUUAAGUAAAAUUUAAUUAUCAAGAAUCCCCUAGAAUAAAUUCACAUAUAAGAUACAAAUUGUUAGAAUAAUCUCCAAAAUAAAUAGAUUUAUCAAAUAUAUCAAAUUAAUUUGAUAAAUCUCCCCAAAAAACAAAAUUAAAUAUCUCAAUACUUAAAAGAGCAAAUGAAAUUUAACAAUUAGAAGGCUUAAAAUAAAAGUAUCUAUUAGAAAAAAUUUUGAACACAUAAUUAAAGAAAGAGUAACUCAAUAAAUCAAAUGUAAUUCAAAUAUGA